AUGGAUCAGUACCACCUUGGCGACGAAAGCAUCCUCCAUUCUGAAAUGCAGCUGCAGGAGUUUUCAGGGAAUCAGACUUUGGACUGUAGUGAUUCUUUCAGCCAAGAGCUGUGCCCAGAUAUGAGAGAGAUUAUUUAUUCAGGACUGAGCAACCUGGAUGUGGAUCCCAGUCUUUCGACCACAAAUAUGAACAACGACUCUUUGGAAGACAACCUGGACACCUUUUCUUUGUAUUCUGCAAAGGACUGCGAUUCGGCUAAACUCCUUGACGAUGUUGACUCAGAGUCACGGCCGCUUUUACACGAAUUGGGGCUUCCUAACUCUUCAACACCUAAAGAUGUGGACCAAGGAGGCAAAUCCAGUUCUGGCAGUGGAAGGAAAGGAAAGCACCCGCUGAGUUCUCCUCAAGCCCCUUUCCUAGACUGCAACCUCUGCGGGAAGGUGUUCAGUAGCACCAGUUCUCUCAGCAAACAUCACGUGACUCACAGCCAGGAGAGGAAACACGUCUGUAAGAUCUGCGGCAAAGCAUUUAAGCGGCAGGACCACCUGAGCGGCCAUAUGAUAACACACCAAAAAACAAAGCCAUUCCUUUGCAUCGAACAAGGCUGCAGGAAGAGCUACUCCGACUAUCGGUCGCUGCGCCGGCAUUAUGAAAUGCACCACAGCUUCAGGUUGUUAAAAGAUGAUGAGGGAUGUGAAGGUUCGCCUCCUCCGCGUGAUUCCCGUGUUCAGCCUGGAACUGGUAGUGUGAGAACUGCAGAGGGGGUUGCUUUUUGCCCUGAAUCUCAAGUCCCUAAUAAUUCUCUCCUGCCCAAUAGAGACCUGCUAAGGUGUAUUGUAAGUAGUUUAGUCAGCCAGAAACUUCCACUGGCUCCGUCCCCAUCUCCAGGACCAUCUGAAUCUGACCCCAAGGGUUCCUUGCAGCCCUGCACAUCCGAAUGUAGUCAGACGUCUUGCACUCCGACAAGUGCCGCUGCACCUACAGAACCCAUCAGCGAUAAAACCACGAAGGAACUUUAUCCUUGUCAAAAGAACACUGUUUGUUCCAGUGCAUAUACCAUAAUAAAUCCUGGGAAUUUACCUGUGCUUGGGUCUGCGGGAAAUAGUACCAAUUUGCCUGACAGGCAGCCUUAUCCAGAAUCCCAGUACCCUUUAGAAAACAUGGCCCUGGAGUUUUGGGCAAACAGCAGCGGUCCUCCUUUCCCAUUAUUCAGAGGACAGAAGGUUCCCACAACUUGUCACCAGCCGGGCAGCAGCUUCCAGUGGGUCACAAAUGUCCCACCGGCCUGUACCAAAAGCAAAGGAAGCGAUGCUCGUGCCGCUCAGAUGUCACCAGUCGCCACUCAGGAUGUUUCUCAAGGGUUGGCGGGACCCUCCCAUUCUUUUGAUUGCUUGGCACCGGCCUUUGAUCGAUCAGAUAUUUUGCCAUUCGCUCCGGCACACUUAAAGACGCAAGGGGAAAUCCCUGGGGAGUCAAAGCUCCACGGCUUUGAAGAGACCUACAGGCCAACAGGAAGGCUUCCAGAAGCUCUGAAGCCAAGCUUGCUGCAGAAGGGUGAGGCCGGACCGCUCUUCAGGCAGCUCUUUAUGAAGUCUCAGGAAUCCUGUGUGAAUCCCGAUCAGCAGCGCGUCCAGGGUCACCUGUUCCAGAGGAUCACCAAAUCGCAGCACAUCUUAUCCCACACCCAGCUGCUAACUCCAUCCCAGGCGGCAACUUCUGAGGCUCAGAAGGUGGUAGCAGGACCAUUCCAAAGUGUGCUUCAGCAGCAAAGUGAUUUGUUUCACCCGCUUACGGAACCUACGGAAAGCAAAAAAUCGCUCUUGUGCAUGAAAAGGUCCUCGGCCCAGUUUCAGAAGGACUUUCCAUCAGGCGACGAGAAAGAAGGGCAGCAGCCAGGCACGCCUCCGCUGCCCUUUCAGUCCCUUUCCAUUAGCACAGACACUGUUUCUCAUGCCAAACAUGCCAGAACCUUGAAAGGAUGCCUGGGUGUCCAAGAUUUUGCCGGUCCUAACCAGCCUCCAUCUGCAGCUUACGAAAACACCCCAGGAAAUCAUACUUACGGGAAGCCAAGUCAGUUGGAGAAUGACUGUCCUCUGUUGAGGAAGCAAGAGAAGAACAAGGCUUGUGCUAAAGGAUCAGGCGAAAAAGGCCAUUCUCGCAGCGGUAGGCCCCGCCGGAAGGAGAAGCAGAAGUUUGACAUCUCUUCUGUGGCUUCUCCUAGCCAAGUGGCCAUGGCUUCUUUUUCUUUGCCUAGCGCUUCGUUUGACAGCGGGGCUGGAGCGAAAUCAAAGUUGACCAUCUUCAACAGGAUUCAGGGUGGAAAUAUCUACAGCUUUACCAAUGCAAUGAGGGAAGAACAUUUUUCCCCUGGAUGUUCUAAGUCUGGAGGAGGACCUGGGGACAAGAGCCAGCAUGAAAGUGGCUUCGUUUGCAGGACCUGCAGUCAGCUUUUCUAUACCGAGCGAGGUUUGAACAGCCACAUGUGUUUCUAUGGCGAACAAUGGCAAUCUGUAUCAGGCGAGGAGAAAGAGCAGGCAUCUGAGGCAGAAUGCCUGCAACCUCAGAAACUGUCCUUCAAGCCAGCAGGGAACAGAGAUAGUCCUCCUGAAACAAAAAAACCUUUAGCAAUUGUAGGUGCAGCAGGCCCUCUUGUCAUGCCAGUCUCAGUACCUGUUACAACAGCAAGCCGGCCGCGGGAGAGCAAAGUUGAUGAGAAGGAAAGUUGGGAUGGUAACAGUCUUCAGAAAGAUAUACCACAAAAGAAGAGGAAGAGGCAGAUCUGUCCAAAGUCACUGUUUAUUCCACCUCCAGCCCCAAUCUGCAGUGAGAAACAGCCUGGCACCGGAAGAUGCUACCAGAGUAACCUUCGCUCGCCUGUCUUCCUUAUGGACCACAUCCUUCAAGACUUGGUUCAGUGUUCUCCAUAUACACCUCCUCCAAUGCUCAGCCCCAUCCGUGAGGGAUCAGGGCUUUAUUUCAACGCUCUGUGCUCUUCCUCUGCAAACACUGGUUCAUCCAAGAUGUACACCUCUGUUCUAGAUGGCAUGGAUGGAACCCUUUUGUUCUCUCUUGCAAAAGAUACCACCAAAAUCAGUAUUGAACCGCAUAUCAACAUUGGAAGUCGUUUUCAGGCAGAGAUACCCGAUCUGCAAGACAGAUCUUUGUUGGAUAAUUAUGAACAUCCAGCGUCGUUAGUGUGGAAGCCGUGGGGAGACAUUGCAGCCAACAAGGAAACACAGAAAAGAGUAACGGAUCUCUUAAAAUUGGCCUGCUCCAGCGCAAUGCCAGGGGGAGGGACCAACCUAGAAUUAGCUGUGCACUGUCUUCAUGAAGCCCAGGGAAACGUUUUGGAGGCGCUGAAUAUGCUGUUACUCCAAGGACCGCAGAAGCCUCCAUGCCAUCCGCUCGCUAACUAUCAUUACUCAGGUUCACAUUUAUGGACUCCUGCUGAGAAACAGUUGUUUAAGAAGGCCUUUGGCAUGCACAAGAAAGACUUUUACGUGAUAAAGAAGAAGAUACAAACUAAGACUGUUUCCCAGUGUGUUGAGUACUACUAUAACUGGAAAAAAAUAUUGAAAUUUGACUGCAGUCGCUCACAAGUGGUAGAAAAGAGGUCCAAGAGAGAGCAGGAUGAGGUAGAGAUGGAGGAAGAAAAGACUGCAUGCAGCCCAAAGAAAAGACACUGCCAGCUGCCUAAACAGGAGAACAAGCUAAAGCCAAGGAUUUACAAAAAAGCUGCCCAGGGCACCCUCAGUCCGACCAGCAGCCUGAAGGAAACUCCAGACAGGCCCAUGAGCACAGGCAGUCAGGGUGUGUUCCCCUGUAAAGAAUGUUCAAGAGUGUUUGACAAGAUAAAAAGCCGGAACGCUCACAUGAAACGCCAUCGCCUGCAAGAGCAGAUGGAUCCAAUUAUAAAGAUUAAGUGGCACCUGAAGAACGAGCCAAAGAAGGAAGAAAGAAACUUGGACAUGGACUUUAUCCAGUGGUAACUGGG
Eublepharis macularius is the source of this 3995-nucleotide messenger RNA. RefSeq names its product zinc finger protein 541 (gene ZNF541). The transcript is spliced from 16 exons. The coding region runs from base 1 to 3990 and encodes 1329 amino acids. Lineage: Eukaryota; Metazoa; Chordata; Lepidosauria; Squamata; Eublepharidae. Gene Ontology annotation, biological process: regulation of transcription by RNA polymerase II; negative regulation of DNA-templated transcription. Gene Ontology annotation, molecular function: transcription corepressor activity. The record is from RefSeq and is a predicted model, not a curated record. Gene Ontology annotation, cellular component: transcription regulator complex; histone deacetylase complex.